AAUUGAAAAUAACUGGACAUGGGACGAAUAAGUGUGUUUUUUUAGGGGCCACUCGGGCAGUUGGGUGAACCCAAAUAAGGGUUGCACUUCCGGAAAAAAGGGCAGCCUUUUUCUGUAUCAAAGAGUUUGACUUGCUAGCUAACGCAUCAAGCUAGCCAAAUAUACGAGUGUUAUCUAUGCUGCUUUAGUUGUGUUUCCAGUGCUUCCCCCCGCCCAUUUAUUCCUGGGUAACAUACAAAGAUGGAGCAAGUAAUGGUCCCGUUUUGUUUCGUUUUAACAACAGGACAGUAUGGCCACCACUGUUGCUGUCAGUCCCAGUGAAUACCUUCAGCCCUCCAACGCUUCCUUACAAGACACCCAGCCCUCUCCUCUCGCCCUCCUGGCCGCUACCUGUAGUAAAAUCGGCCCUCCUGCUGCUCAGGCUCCUGUCACCUCUCCUCCAGCUCAGCCUCAGCCUCGCCGGCUCCUCCCCAUAAAACCUGCUCCAAUCGCCCCUGCUCCUCCCAAAAACCUUGGUUUCCUCUCGACCAAAGGCAAUGUCAUCCAGCUGCCUGCCGGCCUGGGCUCCACAGCCCCCGGCAGUCCCAUCGUGCUCACGAUCCAGCAGAGCCCAGGCCGAACCAACACCUCCGCCCCGGCCAACAUCCAGUACCAGAUGAUGCCUCAGAUCCAAGGGGCCCAGACCAUCCAGAUGAUGCCGCAGGGAGGUCAGAUCCAGCUCAUACCGGGCACCAACCAGGCCAUCAUCACCACUCCCAUGACGGUACCGCCCGCCGCCACUCCCAUCACACCGCAGAAGACUCUAGCCAUCAAACCCUCCCCGAGGUCGCGCAAAUCAAACAACUCCAACAUGGUGCAGCUGCCCGGCGGGCUGACGCUGCCGCUCAACGUGGCGACCGGAGAGGUGGGUGGGACUCAGUACAUCACAGAGACGGCGGCUGCUCCCCCCACUCCUACGAAGGGGCGGCGAGGGAGGAAGAAGAAAAUGGUUCUGACCGCUUAUGCUCCGCCUCCUGCACAGCCUGCCUCUCCCUCCUCAGAGAUGGAGACCAUCCUGAUAGAAGCUGGAGACAACAUCAUCCAGGCGGGAAACAACCUUCUGAUCGUGCAGAGUCCAGGGCAGCCUGCGAUGGUGCAGCAGGUCCAGCUGGUCCAGUCCAAACAGGAGUCUCAGGUGGUCCAGAUCCCCCAGCAGGCUCUGAAGGUGGUGCAAGCCGCCUCCGCCACACUACCCACAAUCCCACAGAGACAGUCAGCCCCCUCGAGCCUGCAGGUCACCCAGUCCGAUCCAACACCCACACAGAUCCUCUUCAAAACAGCGUCGGGUGAGUGGCAGACCGUUCAGAUCCAGGACUCGAUCUCCACCACAUCGACCCCAACCACUGCGGUGGUCACCACCACCAGCUCCCCGCCGCAGGCCAGCAUCAAGAGGACGCUGCAGGGGGGGCGGAAGGAGCGCACUCUGGCAAAAAUCGCUCCGGCGGGGGGAAUGAUAUCGCUCAACACGUCGCAGCUGUCGUCGGCGACGCAGGCCGUGCAGACGAUCAGCAUCAACGGGGUCCAGGUUCAGGGGGUUCCUGUCACCAUCACCAACGCUGGGGGCCAGCAGCACCUCACAGUGCAGGCGAUGCAGGGUGGUGGGCUCCAGCUGGCAACAUCGCCGGGCCAACCCGCCCUCCAGAUGGACCAGACCCUCACCCUGGAGCUGCCCGGACAGCCCGGAGAGAAGAAGAGACGCAUGGCCUGCACCUGCCCCAACUGUAAAGACGCAGAGAAGAGGCCCGGGGAGAUCGGGAAGAGGAAGCACAUCUGUCACGUCAUCGGCUGCGAGAAGACGUUCCGGAAAACGUCGCUGCUCCGAGCUCACGUCCGGCUGCACACCGGGGAGAGACCCUUCGUCUGCAACUGGGUUUUCUGUGGGAAACGAUUCACGAGAAGCGACGAGCUGCAGCGGCACGCCAGGACGCACACAGGAGACAAGCGCUUCGAGUGCAGCCAGUGUCAGAAACGCUUCAUGAGGAGUGACCACCUGACGAAGCAUUACAAGACUCACAUAAACACCAAGAACCUGUGAGCUGCUGCAGAGCGUUUACACAGACAAACUCUAUCAAACUAAAGACUGUAUUAAGAGGACGGAGGGGCAGAGGAGACGAUACCGAGGGAGUGUUUGUGACUUCUCCCGUUGUGGGAAAUACAAAAGAACACCUCCCUUUAUCCCCUCUCACUCCUCCAGGACACUGUGUAGCGUGGUGUACAGAGAAACCCUUUCUGGUGGACUUCAAACGGAUCCGGCAAACUUAUAUUAAGAGUUUAUGUUUGUUUUCUUUCCUCGAGCUCCGGCUGACCUUGCAAAAAUGACGGGGAUUCAGAAGCAGAUGCUUUACUCUGCUUGCUUAUUUAUAAACUUCUCUGGAUGAAGAUCAUACGUUUUAUUAUUCAGACGCCAAGACCGCAGGACUCCAGACACAGUUUCCCCUCUUUUUGUAUCUUUGAUUUCCCCCACAGUACGAGUAUGACCUCCCAGAAAUUCGCUUUAAAGCAGCAAAAAAGGCCAAAAUAAUACCAUUGUUUUGUACAUUUUAACCUCAAUGAAAUGGUAAUUAUGUUUUUAAGUUAUCUGUGUUUUAGCAGGAAGUCUCUGCUGAUAUAAAACCUGUAACCCCCCCUAAACACAUUUAAACACAUAAAAAAAAAACCUCACAGACUUUUGGAAACCUUCAGAAGAUUUGGCUAUUUUCAGUGUGCAUUCAUACUAAUAUACAUAAUAUUAUUAAUUAUAAUAAACUAUAACAAUUCUUUCAUACAAUUGUUAGAAAUUGAUUGACAGAUAUGUAAACAAAUCUUGACAUAGGAAAAUAAAGGAGACGCAGAGAUACAAAGCAAAGCAUUUUGAGGGAGAAUGAACAGACUGAGCUUUCCUCCAUCAGUUUGAAUGCAGCCGCUUUGCUGCCAAGACCUCCAAACAAAACAGAAAUCUUUCAGUGUCGGGAAAAGGUGUUCAAAUGCAGUCGAGUCGUCUAAUAAUAACAAACUAUCACGAGAACGUUUGAGAAAGACGGUCAAAGAGGUCUCUUCAGUCUCCAGGUGCUAAGGAUUUAAUUCAGUUAAAUAUGAGUGGGUUUUCCAUCUUCGAUAUUACCAAAGGUACGUGUAGGGCUGGGUAUCGAAGUUGUCUUUAAUAGGGAUUUUGAAUAUUUGGCCGAGUUCAUUCUCUUAACUUGUUCUUCAUCACGCAUUUCUUUGGUAGUUUCAGACAGUGUUAGGUUCUUGAAUGGCUGCUUGUGUUUUUAGACAUUUUUAGCAUAAAUAGUUUUGUUUGUUUUUUAUUCAAAUGUACUUCCUAAUGUUAGGUAUCAAAGCAAGGAUGAUACCAAGCCCCACAUACACUUUGUGUACUAAUCAAUAACUAAAGUCUGGGUAACUCUGCUAUUCUGCUUCUGUCAUGGUAUCAUUUUGAUUUGAGGACUUGUAGCCUAUGCAUUGCUGUACAUACGAUCAGUUUAACAAUGGUUUGGCCUAACUUGACAAUCACUCGCCGAGAGGAAAAGGUUAUCUUUCUCAGGCCUUUGAUUCGUUACUUUGUACAUGAGUUUUUUUCUAGCUAUGUGAUAGCUUUACUUCUGAAUGAACACUUUUUGUUGAUAUACAGACGACCAGCAUUAGGCCUACUGUACAGUAUUCACAUCAUGUACUUAAAUGUCUUUUGCUUUACAGAAAACUUUGUUGCUCAUUCUUUGAAAUAUUGAAGAUUUACCGACCUUUUUGCUUACAUGUCAUCAGACAGUUUGAGGUCAAAUGUGUGCGGCAGUUCCUUUUGUUUAGACAAAUACACCAAUUUAUUGUAAAAUCAGCUCUUUGGUCAAAUGAGCAUGGUGCCAUCAGGUCACCUGCUUUGGGUUUUCACUGUUUUCAUACUGUGACAUGUUGCUAAUCAGCUUUGACUAAAAAGCAGAUUCCUUUUAAAAGUACUUUGAAGGAAUUUUCCUCAAAGUGCUUCUCAAGGGGCGACAUAUAAACAUAAAGCUUACAUGCAGGUGGCCAAUAUUUGGUGUAUUGUUUCAAGAAUGUGUCUGAAGACAUGCCACUGGGGACGGAGAGACCGAGCGUGCUCAUAUUUAUGUUUGUAUUUCAUGUCUGCAUAAUGUAAAUACAGCGUGUGUCUGGUAGACACGGUAAAUGUAGGAUAAUAAAACACAAACGUUAAGUUGCCUAGUGUUGUUGUUGGCGUGGCCGGCCUGAAGGAAACAGACUUUGUACAGUGUGUAAGGAAUAAAAUAUAAUGUGACAUUGUAUAGCUUCAUUCCUGCUUUGUAUAGGAACUUCUAGAUCUUUUUUCUAUUGAAUUAAAGAUGCCUUAGACAGCUGCUCCCAGUAUUCAAAGAUGUUUCCCCUGUCUUAUUCCAGGUAACAACAUUUGUAAAGUGAUUUAUGUUUUUAACUUAUGUUACAUGCUAAUGUAAUGUGCACUAAUUUAAAAUCCCAGGUUCCUAAAUCUGUAAAUUUGAUCUUCAUUGUAAUUACUUUUAAUGAGAUUUUUCCAAAUUGAGACAUUUCUAUUGCUUGGUUUCGGUGAAUGAGAUGCGUCUCCUUCUCCAAGCCUGUAUGUUGUACAUUGUUCUGCAGCCAUGUGUUUUGUUUGUAUGGAGAACCCAGAGAACCGGAGAACCCAGAGAACAGAGUUCAGUUUUUGUUACUCGUGUAAAGAUGCUGAAAAAUAAAGUUUGUUCCUUUUCUACAGUCACCCCCCUUAUUAAAGAACUCAAACUAUU
This is a messenger RNA of Eleginops maclovinus (Patagonian blennie), 4769 nucleotides long. RefSeq names its product sp2 transcription factor (gene sp2). Lineage: Eukaryota; Metazoa; Chordata; Actinopteri; Perciformes; Eleginopidae. The transcript is spliced from 8 exons. Gene Ontology annotation, biological process: regulation of transcription by RNA polymerase II. Gene Ontology annotation, molecular function: RNA polymerase II cis-regulatory region sequence-specific DNA binding; DNA-binding transcription factor activity, RNA polymerase II-specific. The coding region runs from base 290 to 2074 and encodes 594 amino acids. The record is from RefSeq and is a predicted model, not a curated record.